Molecule: messenger RNA, 468 nt
Organism: Ambispora gerdemannii
Lineage: Eukaryota; Fungi; Glomeromycota; Glomeromycetes; Archaeosporales; Ambisporaceae
Source: the annotation of a GenBank genome assembly
AUGUUAACAGAUUUGAAAAAGAUUUUAACUUUGGAAAAUGUCUUAGUUCGUGCUAAUUUGACAGCAGUAGUAGUAAAAGUAGAAAAAAGUAGAGAAAUUGAUUGUGAUGGUAUCACUGAAACUGAAGAAGAGAUAAUGAAAGACAUUGCUCGUUCUUGGUUCACUAAUAUUGUUGAUAGUGUUAACGAAGAGGUUGGCGAUUAUGACAGCAGCAAUAAUCGAAUAAAAGGAAACAACUAUCAUCAACGAGGGCAUUAUUUUAUUUUCUACGAGGAUGGCAAAUUUAAUAAACCAGUAAGUAAAUUUGUGGAUGUCUAUACUUGCAUCGGUUGUGGAGCAAAAGAACAAGGCUAUACAGAGUUGCACGAACAUUAUGAUAUUGACGAAAAUAAUACUUCUGAUAAUUUACAAACAAGCAAUAAAUCUCAGAGUGGAGAAGAAGUUCCAGUCUCAAUGCAAAAAUAUUGA